Molecule: messenger RNA, 3576 nt
Organism: Penicillium antarcticum
Lineage: Eukaryota; Fungi; Ascomycota; Eurotiomycetes; Eurotiales; Aspergillaceae
Product: exocyst subunit SEC8
Exons: 9
Coding region: 1-3576 (1191 amino acids)
Biological process (GO): exocytosis; Golgi to plasma membrane transport
Cellular component (GO): exocyst
Source: RefSeq, a predicted model, not a curated record
AUGAGCGGUCAAAACGGCUACGGGAACGGAUACGGCUACUCCGGCGCCGGCCGCUACGACUCGAACGACGGCGGAUAUGGCGGUACCAACAAUAACCUCGGCGUGAACGGAUACAGUGGACGGGGUGCCGGAGCACCACCAGGCGGAGGUGGACGGUCAGAUCGUCGCCCGGGAGGCUACGGUGGUUUUUACCCUGAGUCGAAUUCGGAUUUGAAUUCGCAGUCGCAGUCGCCUAUUUCGCAGAGCCAGUCUCCUGAGCGCCGGCGCGACCGAGCGAAUCGGGAUUACCAGCAGCCCUCCUCACAGUCCACUUCCACUUCGCGAUCUAGGACGAGGAAUCAAGAUGCCGAUCAACGAUACCGGGAGGAUCAGUCUAGGGAUGCGAGUCGGCAUGCGGAUACUAGGGAUCAGGAAAGAAAUGCGUCACCUUUUGUUCGGAGGGGAACUACUUCUGGGGAGUCGCAGGCUAUUGAAGCUGUGCUUCAGUCCAUUCAGCGCGAUUGGGACUUCAUGACGGAUGCCGAGUGUGUUCCGGUACACGUCGCUUUGAGCUUAAUGGAUACGAGUACAUUGGGCAAGGCAGAUCGCGAAGAUGAUUUCCUGCAUAUGUACAACGAUAUCCAGAAGACACUGAAGGCGAUUGUGAAUGAACAUCACCAGGGCUUCAACAGUUCCAUUGGUACUUAUCAUAAAAUCCAGUCGAACAUAUCCUCUUCACAAAACCGAGUGCGCAACCUGAGGCACGCCUUGGACCAGGCCAAGUCAGGAUUAAUAUCGACCAAGCCCGAGCUGAAAGGGCUGGCAACAUCCUCGCAGAACUACGAUGAUAUCGUUCAACUGUUCACUCAGAUCGAAGAAGUUCAAUCUCUUCCCGAAAAGCUCGAAUCUCAGAUCUCGGACAAGCGUUUCCUUGCCGCGGUGGAUGUCCUUCACACUGGUCUUCGACUGCUACGACGAUCGGAACUGGAGGACAUCGGCGCCUUGUCUGAUAUCCGUGCUUAUUUCAUUAACCAGGAAACCUCGCUUACAGACAUCUUGAUUGAAGAGUUGCAUGACCACCUAUACCUCAAAUCACCAUAUUGCUCUGAUCGGUGGAAAGCACCGACGGCUGAGGGAGAGGCGAACACGUCCAGCUGGACCGGCAACCGAUCCUGGGAGCGGCCUAUCUAUAGUUUCCUUGCCAAGUUUGAUCCUUUGACACCCAUGGUCGAAGAUGCCUCUCGAAACCCGGAGGCAGACACAUUCUCAUAUAUACAGCUGUUGAUCGAAGCCCUUAACAAGAUGGGUCAUCUUGAUGUUGCAGUACAUCGUAUUGAGCAGCGUCUUCCAGUCGAGUUGUUUGCCGUGGUGGACAAGACUAAUGCUGAUGUUGAUACUCGCUACCCUGCGCCAACCAAAAGCUUCUCUGCCCAGGACAACACCUACAGCAAGUCCAAUCUCCCCACUGAGAUCAUUGAAAAGCGUGGUCAUGUGCUCUCGGAGUUCUUGUGGGCACUGUAUGCCAAGUUUGAGGCCAUUGCAGAAGGCCACCGAAUCAUUCACGAUGUUGUCUCGGCUAUUGUUGAGCGAGAAGGCCUCAUCAAAAGUGAGACGCUUUCUGGUGGAUUCAAAGAGUUGUGGAAACUCCUGCAGAGCGAGAUACGGUCUCUCAUGCAUGACUAUCUUGCGACAGAUGGAGAUUCCUCGGUCCGAUCGAGAGGCGAGGAGUCUGAUUCUCGACGCAAUCAGUACUCGGGCAACCGCGAUAAGAACAAGAAAAUGUUCAAGCUCUCCGACAUUGAGCACAAUUCGGAAAUGAAAGCCGAGCAAGAUGAGCUGGAUGACAUUCUCAAGUCCUCUGUGCCGGGACUUGUUUCCAAGUCAAGACAAAAGGUUGCCACGAAUGAUACUUCGCAGUCGAGCAAGGGCAAUUCAGGAACUGGCCACAAGAUCCUGCUCGAGCCAAGUGUCUUCAACAUGGGUCUCCUCCUACCUCCUUCCCUCUCCUUCAUUCAGCGUCUCAAGGAUAUUGUGCCUGUUGAUGCUGAUAUCUCCAUGAGCACGUUGACUUCCUUUUUGGAUGACUUCAUGGUCAAUGUCUUCCUGCCCCAGUUGGAUGAGACCGUUACGGAUCUCUGCACGCUCAGUUUUAUUGCUGCUGAUGCAUUUACCGAGGACCCUCAGUGGUCCAAGGUCUCUCCCCGGCCUAUCUUCAGGGGAACGGUCAAGUUCAUGACUAUUGUUCGAGAGUUUAGCAAGAUGCUGUCAAGUAUCCCACACGAUCAGGCUUUCACACAACUUCUUAUCGACCAGAUCGUGACUUACUAUGACAAGUGUUGUGGAUGGUAUAAAGCCAUGGUCACGAGAGUGUCCGCGCGCAAUCAUGGAGGCGGGGUCCGGCUGAAAGCUGCGGCAUCGUAUGCCGAAACAGGCGACAUCCGUGAUACAGUAGAUGAGCUGUGGAAAGGUCCCGGUGACAAGAAGCAGACACUCAUUGAUACGGAAAUCGACUUGCUUCUCAAGCGCACAAAUGAAGUGCCUUUGGAGCCGUACGACAUCAUAUCUGACCCCAAGACAGUUGUCUCUCUUUCCCUAUUGUAUAACAGCAUGCAAUGGCUUGGAAGCCACCUCGCCAAAAUUCGCCUUGUUGUUGAGCACACAUCUGACGCCGAGUCAUCAAGUCUGACAGCAACCGGCCGACCUUCGCGCAGAUGGACACUGUUCGGGGCUAUGAAACCCAAGCGGGAUAGCAUUAACAACCCGGUCCAUCUGCCGCUCAACCAUGAGACUGUAGUAGCCUUUGAUGGGACUCUUGAAUCCCUGCAUGGCCUUGGUACUACUGCUCUCCUGACAAUGCAUGUAGACAUCCGCUGCGGCAUCAUCCACAUGUUGACGAAGACUAUGUCUGGGCCAAACCCCCCUACAUUGCGCAACUCCGAGCCCGUAACCCCAUCUCCAAAUACGCAGGAUAACUGGUGGCACAUCAUCAUGAACCAGCCAACCGCAGCAUCACCCACGAUCCUCACAUUAAACAAUGACCUCAUCGAGUUUGACACUAACAUCUCGAUGUACCUCGGGUCCGUUGAGCGCUGGUUCAUCACAUCCGGCUUAGCCCGGUUCAUUGAUCGUGUAUUUGUCGCCUGCACGCGGUACAUCGGGGCAAUGAAUGAGAAUGGAGCAUUGCGACUACAACUAGAUGUGCUCGUGCUACAACAGAACUUGAAGAACAUCAUCAUCGACCCAGCCAGUGAUGCCCCUGACUCCGCAACAGACUUGCACCAACAGGCCUCUCAGGAGGUCGUUGCCUUACCCCGAAGCGCUAAAUUCCUGGACUGGUUCCUUGAAGGCGCCGAAAAGUCGCUGGAUUACGCCAAGGAUGAAAAGGAGGCGUUCGCAUCGCAAGGUGCCAAGGCCUUGGUCGCUGGAAAUGGCGAGCCAUUUACAUAUGACGAGUUAUGCGUCCUGGUAGACUUGUGUUUCUCAGAGAUCCUCCGCGGCCCGCGUGGGGCAGAGAGCCGAGAGGACUUCAUGUCGGCGAAGAAAGCCAGUGCGGAUGCGCUGCUAAGGCUGAACGAAAUUAUGUGGGACGCCCGGUAG